Molecule: messenger RNA, 2528 nt
Organism: Lemur catta (Ring-tailed lemur)
Lineage: Eukaryota; Metazoa; Chordata; Mammalia; Primates; Lemuridae
Product: T-cell receptor-associated transmembrane adapter 1
Exons: 6
Coding region: 192-782 (196 amino acids)
Biological process (GO): negative regulation of receptor recycling; positive regulation of T cell receptor signaling pathway
Cellular component (GO): T cell receptor complex
Source: RefSeq, a predicted model, not a curated record
CUCCAUCACCACAUUUCCUGUUUGUAACUGAACAAAGUACACACAAAAGAUUUGAAGAAACAGAAGAGAAAAAAAAUUUGAGGCACUGAUAAAGAUAAGUUUUGCUGCCAUGCUGCUUCUAACAUAACAAGGCAACAUUAAUCAGAAGUUUUUGGAAGCAUUUUUAAUCCAUAGAUUUGCCUUAUGGCUACAUGAGGACUUUUCUGAAAAAAAGAAGCAUGUCGGGAAAUUCUGCAUGCCCCUUUUAUCUCUGGGGACUUCUAGCCGCCUUGGGUCUGGCUCUGGUCAUAUCACUGAUCUUCAACAUUUCCCACUGUGUGCAAAAGCAGCGACAAGAUAAAAUGUACAGGUACUCCGAUGACUACAUUCCCAGGGUUGAUGAGUAUUACAAUGAAGACAUACCAAUUUAUGGUAAUUUAGAGGACAUGACUUCAGAACCAAUGGAUGAAAAUUGCUAUGAACAAAUGAAAGCCCGACCAGAGAGAUCUGUAAAUGAGAUGCAAGAAGCCACCCCAUCUGCACAGGCAAUUGGUGAAACACAGAUGUUCUACGCCUCUCUUGAUCACAGCUUUAAGGGGAAGCGGAGAAAGCCCAGGAAACAGAAUACUCACUUGUCAGACAAGGAUGAAGAUAUGCAGCUACACGCAAUGGAUGCCAGCAUUUCUAAGACCACUUCAGUCAACAGUUUCUCACCAGAAAUCCAGGCAAUAGAGGAAAACAUUCAUGAUGAUCCCAUCAGACUGUUUGGAUUGAUUCAUGCUAACAAAGAACCUUUACACUAGCUGGACUAUGAUCUAGAGCAAUGAUUUUGGCUCUUGUUUGAAACGGUUGUUAGAAAAGAGGAUUCCCACAUGACACAGAAUGACCUGGCAGGGUGAUGAUCCAGUCACUUUGCCUCUUAUUCAGAGCUUACACUCAUGUACAGCAAAUGUAAUGUCAUGAAAAUUAGUUAUUUCAAUUCACUUAAAAGUGCUUAAAUAGUAAAAUGUAAAAUAAAAUCCAGUUUGCAAAUGAGCCUGACAACAAUGUUACAACAUCACAAUAAUACCUAAUAGGGAAAUAAAAAUUUUUUAAGCGUAUGUGUUUUGGAACAUGAUGAAAGAAAAAAGCCAAUGAGUGACUUAAAAAAAAUUAUCUCCUUUCUCAUCAAUGUGAAACAGUCCACAAUUGGAAGAAAUUUCUGAUUAAAAAAUAUAGGAGACAUUAAAGUAUAUUACUAGGUGGUAUAAGCUUCUUAGGAGAUAUUUUUCCCAAAUGGAGAUAGUUUCACUAGUUCAAAAAUUAUUGUAAAACUAAUGCAUGCUCCUUGUAAUAAUAAACAAAUAUCAAAAAGAAUUUUAGAAAUUCCACUUACCAAAGAUAUAUGACCAUGAGAAACUUUCUAUAUGGCCUUCUAGACAUUUUUCUGGGCAUGUCCAUGUACACAUCAGGUGUUUAUUUUUAAACAAAAAUAGGAUUUUAUACAUAUUAUUUAAACUUUCUUUACCUAGCAAUAUACUGUGGAUUUAUUUCCACUGUUACAGUUAACUAUAUCUAAAUAUCAUUAUAUAUCAUAAUUUUAAUAAUGUUUAAUAUCCCAUUGAUGAUUAUAUCAGAAUUUAUUUAAAUAAUUUUCAAUGACAUUGAGCUUGUUUCUAACGUCUGUGUUUUGCUUUUAUAAAUAAUAUGGUAAUGGGAAUUUUUCUCCACAUAUCUGGAUACUUGUUUAAUUUCUUCUUUUGGCUAAAUGCCUAGAAAAGGAAUUGCUAUAUUAAAAGGUAUUCUUAUUAUGAGUUUUCCUUAGGAUAAAUUUCUGAAAAGUCAAGAGGUGGGCCAAAAUGUGCAUCCAUAUUUAAAUUAUGAUAAAUGUUCCUAAGUUUUCCUCCAAAAAGUUAUUUUUUAAAAAAACUUUGUUAUAUUUCUCCAGUGAGAAAGGGUGAUCAGUUAGGGUUUAUGAUAAAUAUCUUUAAUUUAUCACAGUCUAUGUCCAAAUGAUAUGUCAUUUUGAUAUAGUACAGUACCUUAAAACAGUGUAUUUCUAUUUCUUCCUUUCUGGCCUACUGCUAUGGAUUUUAUAUAUUUUAUACAUUGUUAUUUUUCCUCUUAAUGACCAUUUUUAAAAAGAUUAAAAUAAUAAACAUUAUCUUGAUAUGUAUCCAUGUAGUCAAAACGUCUAGAACUCUCCAAUCUUUUGUGUAGACUCAGGUUCUGUUCUAGUAUUAUUCUUCAGCUUAAAGGACUUCCUUUUAACAUUUAUUGUACUUCAGGUCAACUGGUGAUGAAUUCUCUUAGCUUUCGUGUGUCUGAAAAAGUCUAUUUUCAUCUCUGAAAGAUAUUUUUGCUAGGUAAAAAAAUGUCAAGGUUGAGUUGACAAUGUUUUUUUCAGUAAUUUGAACAUAUUACUUCACUGUCUCCUCACUUACAUUGUUUCUGAUGAAAAAGCUACUGUAGUACUUGCCUUUAUCCCUCUGUAUGUUAUAUAUUAUUUUUCUGAGAUUUUCCAUAUCACUGUUUUUAAUUUGAUUGUAAUAUGCAUUGGCAUGUUUUUU